CUGGUAGUGGAUUGGUUGGAGAGUAUCGCCAAAGAUGAAAUCGGGGACUUCUCUGACAACAUUGAAUACUACGCCAAGUCUGUGUAUGGUAAGUAGCUGGAGUCAUUUUGAGAGACAAGCACUUCCGUGUUUUCUCAGUGUUGUAUGUAGUUUAGGAAGACCCCGUGUGACUUGGCUAAUAUUCUGUGUGUUUGACUUUCAGGGAGAAUACCCUUCAUGCUCUGAAACAGAGGAGAAACGCAUCCAGCACAGGCUUCAAUGUUCCCCUGGUUAUUGAGCUGGUAGGAGGGACUAUCUAGCUCUCAUACAUACACACACACUCUCACACACACACUCCCUCUCCUACAGACACAUGCUCUUGUGCCAUGAUAGGGAAUACGUUGUUUUACUUAGAACGUAAACUAACUCUGUCUGUCUUUAGGACCCUGACGCCCCCAUCAGACAGAAGCGUCCCCUGGCAGACCUGGACAGAGAGAAUGACGCCAGGCUGCUGAAGUACCUGUUCACCCUCCUCAGAGCGGGCAUGACUGACGAGGUGAGACACCGGCCGCCUCCCAAAUAACACCCUAUUCCCUGUGUAGUGCACUACUUUUGACCAGAGACCUCUUGGCUCUGGUCAAAAGUACAGCACUAUACAGGUAAUAGGGUGUUAUUUGAGACAGAUCUCAGUAUGGCUCCACCUGGUGGACGGGAGGGUAUACUGAGCUGAUUUCUAGUCUCAGUGACGUGUUUGUGUGUAGGCCCAGAGGCUUUGUAAGCGCUGUGGACAGGCAUGGAGGGCUGCUACUCUGGAG
Messenger RNA from Coregonus sp. 'balchen', 794 nucleotides. Lineage: Eukaryota; Metazoa; Chordata; Actinopteri; Salmoniformes; Salmonidae. The record is from the annotation of a GenBank genome assembly.